Gossypium raimondii (Peruvian cotton) is the source of this 4825-nucleotide messenger RNA. RefSeq names its product putative disease resistance RPP13-like protein 1. Gene Ontology annotation, biological process: defense response to other organism. Gene Ontology annotation, molecular function: ADP binding. The record is from RefSeq and is a predicted model, not a curated record. Bases 254 to 4480 code for a protein of 1408 amino acids. The transcript has 2 exons. NCBI's taxonomy places the organism in Eukaryota, Viridiplantae, Streptophyta, Magnoliopsida, Malvales, Malvaceae.
GAAGAGCAUCAAAAUUCAUAAACACUGCCGGUGGAUGGCUCAGCCAUUUUCUAUUUUAUUUAUCAGAAUUCGUUGACUUCCACCUCAUUGCCUCGUUGUCUGAAUUAUUAGAUGCUGAAAAAAAUAUUGAGCUGACUUCUUCAACUUUCACUAAUUAUUCAGAAUCCAUCUCCAUUUCUUUCUUCUUUCUUCCCUGAAUUUCCUUUUUUGGCUUCUUCGACCCUCUCUUCACCUUCUUUUUCAUUAUUUCAUCAUGUCUGUCAUUGGAGAGGCUGCUCUUUCUGUGUUUUUGGAGCUGUUGGGGGCCAAGUUGCUCAACUCUGCACUCAACUUUGUGGCUGAUCAUAAGCAUCUCCGCCAGAAGCUCGAGCAGUGGCAGUCCGUAUUGCCCGAUAUCCAAGCAGUGUUAACCGAUGCUGAGGAGAAGCAGAUCAAGAACGAGGGUGUGAAGAAAUGGUUGGACGACCUCCAGGAUUUGGCUUACGAUGUGGAUGACAUCUUGGACGAGUUCGCUUAUGAAGAGUUACGUCUGAAGCUCCAAAAAACUCAAUCUCAAGCCAGCACUAGCAAGGUACGGAAACUCAUUCCUACCUGCUGUACCAAUAGUAAUUUUACUCCCACUUCGUUUCUGUUUAAGAAUUCCAUGAUUCCCAAGGUCAAAGAUAUCACAGCUAGACUAAAUAAUUUGACUACUCGGAGAAGUAGUUUGGGGUUGAGCGACAUCUUAUCUCAAGUUCCAACAUCCAAGGGAAAGCAACCCAGGCUGCAACCAACUUCCGUUGUGGAUGGAUCUGUGGAGUAUGUCGGUAGACUCGAGGAGAAGACAGAAAUGAUUGAGUUGCUCAAAGGUGAUAACUUCAAUGGAGUUUCAGUCCUUUCCAUCGUCGGCCUGGGAGGGAUGGGUAAAACAACUCUUGCUCAGCUUGUUUACAAUGAUGCCACCAUCAACGAGUGUUUUGAUCUCAAGGCUUGGGUAUGUGUUUCUGAUUACUUUGAUGCAAUUGCUAUAACAAAGGCAAUUUUACAGUCCAUCACUUCUGAGUCAUGUGAUUACAGUAACUUGGAUUUACUUCAAGUUAAGUUGAAGGAGAAGUUGUUGGGGAAAAGAUUCUUGCUUGUUCUAGAUGACAUUUGGAACGAGAAUUAUAAUGAUUGGACCAUCUUACGGUCUCCGUUUGGAGCAGGGACCAAUAUCAUUGUAACCACUCGUCUUCAAAUCGUUUCAUCUAUUGUGUAUCCGCUCAAAGCUUUUCAUUUGGAUAAACUAUCCGAUGAUGAUUGUUUAUCCAUAUUUACACAGCAUGCAUUAAAAGCAAGAAAUUUCGAUGCACAUCUCCAAUUUAAAGAAAUUGGAGAGAAAUUUGUUACAAGGUGCAAAGGCUUACCUUUGGCCGCAAAAGCCAUUGGAAGCUUGCUACGCACAGUUAAGUAUCAUCGAGAAUGGAAAAGAAUAUAUGAAAGUGAGAUAUGGAACUUACCAGAAGAGCACUGUGGCAUAAUUCCAGCUUUGCGAUUAAGCUACCAUCAUCUUCCCUCAUACUUGAAACGAUGUUUUGCAUAUUGCUCCAUACUUCCUAAAGAUUAUGAAUUUAAGGAAGAAGAAAUUAUCUUGUUAUGGAGAGCAGAAGGUCUCUUGCAACAAAAAGCUAUGCCUCAAAAUAAUGAUCUUGGAAAUCAAUAUUUUCAAGAUCUACUGUCGAGGUCAUUUUUUCAGAAAUCUAGUAAAGAUGAAUCACGGUUUGUAAUGCAUGACCUUAUCAAUGAUUUAGCACAAGUAGUUGCUGGAGAUAUAUGCUCCAAAUUGGAGGGUAAUAAACAACAAAAGUUCUCAAAUCGCACUCGACAUUCUUCUUAUGUUAUCAGCCGAUUUGACACAAUGAAGAAGUUCGAAGCAUUUAAUCAAGUGAAAUCAUUACGUACAUUUCUACCUUUAGGGUUGUCAGGGGCUCAUUUAACUAAUGUUGUCUUGGUUGAUUUGUUGCCAAGACUUGGGUACCUAAGGGUGCUUUCUUUGAGUGGGUAUCGGAUCACUGAGUUGCCUGAUAUUUUUGAAAAUUUAAAACAUCUUCGCUACUUAAAUUUGUCUGGCACCUUAAUCAAAUGCCUGCCCGAUUCUUUGUGCACUCUUUACCAUUUGGAAACAUUAUUAUUAAAAAUGUGUUUCAAGCUUCAAAAGUUACCCUCGAAGAUGGGAAAUCUUGUCAAGUUGUAUUAUCUUGAUAUCAGAGGUGCGAACUUAAUAGAAAAGAUGCCUUUCGGAAUCGAUCAGCUAACCAAUCUUCAAAGAUUGUCUGAUUUUAUUGUAGGGAAAGGUGAUGGACAUCAUAUCAAAGAAUUGAAAUAUUUGUCGAACCUCAAAGGUGAUUUUCGUCUUUCUGGGUUGGAGAAUGUUAAUGGUCAAGAUGCAGGGGAAGCCAAGUUAAAUGAGAAGCAGGGGAUUGAUCGAUUGGUAUUGCAUUGGAGUAAAAAAUUUGAGAAGGAUUCAAGGAAUAAAGAGGAUGAAGAAUGGGUGUUGGACUCUCUUUGUCCUCCAAAAGAGCUUGAGCAACUCGUCAUUGAGAAUUAUGGUGGUGCAAAAUUUUCUACUUGGAUAGCAGAUUCUUCCUUCGAGAAUAUGUUGUCAUUGGAACUUCGCAACUGUAAAAAUUGCAAAUCCCUACCAUCAAUUGCAAGGUUGUCAUUGUUAAAAGACCUUUUGAUUGGUGGUUUGGAUGAGAUACAUAAGAUUGGUGUUGAGUUUUUUGGAGCAUAUCAAUCGAAUGCAUUUACGUCAUUAGAGACUCUAUGUUUUGAGAGUAUGCCAAACUGGGAAGAGUGGGACCCAUGUGAAGGUGAUGAGAAAGCUUCGAAAUUCCCCAGCCUUCGUGAGCUUUCAAUCAAAGAAUGUCCUCACUUGUUGGGAAGGUUGCCAACCCAUCUUCAAUCCUUGCAGAAACUUGUGAUCUAUGAGUGUAGAAGGCUGGUAGUUUCAAUUUCAAGUUUUUCGUCUCUGUGUGAAUUAAGCAUUGAAGGGUGUGAAGAAUUGGUGGAUGAAGGCCCUUCUUCUGCAGAGGCAGUUACCUUUUUGAAAUCUGUGUCUCUGCAAAACAUUUCAAAGUUUGAUAUUUCAGCAGAGAAGGCAUUGUUGAGAUUUGCAAACUCAGAAAAUUUUAACAUCUCUCAUUGGAAAGAGUUGAAAUCGUUAUCGCAAAAUGGGUUAAGCUUAGUUGGGCAUCGUUUUAUUACGAUUGCAGACUGUCCCCAAUUGGUCUCUUUGGAAACAGAGGAGAGAUUGCAACUUGACAAGAUUCCAGGUGUUGAAUCUCUCGAAAUAGUGGCUUGUGAAAGGCUCAAUAGACUACCAGAAGUCUUACAUGCUUUCACAUUCCUUACAAGAAUAAAACUUUUAAGGUGUCAAGGCUUAGUUUGUUUUGCUGAGAGUGACUUUCCUCCUGCUUUGAAAGAGCUGAGCAUUUGGAGUUGCAAAAAUUUACAAUAUUUGGUUCGUGGAAAAGAAAAUAAUCAUAAGAGUAUGAGUAGCAACACUAGUCUUCUUGAGCACUUAGAAAUACUAUUCUGCCCAUCUCUAAUAUGGCUAUCAUCAAGGGGAGAUAUCUGCAAUCGGCUUCAACAUCUCCACAUUGACGGUUGUUCAAAGCUAAGUAGCUUAUUUUUAAAUGCCAAGUUACCCGUAAUGCUUAAAUACCUCAAUAUUUGGUGUUGUCCAGUGUUGGAAUGCAUAGCUCAACAUUUCUAUGAAUGCAACAAUCUUGAAACUAUUCAUAUUGGGUAUGUUCAAAAUAUUAAAUCCUUACCAAGAGGAUUGGACAAACUCAGCCAUCUUCAAAAGAUUGAAUUUGAAGCCUGCCCAAGUCUGGUUUCAUUUGAAGAAAAUGUGUUGCCCACCACAAAUCUCAGAGUUCUCUUAAUUGCGUUUUGUAAAAAUUUUAGAGCCCUUCCCAAGUGCAUCAACAACUUCACCUCCCUUCGAGAAUUAAAGGUGUCAAACUGUUCGGUUGGCAUAUCCUUUCCAGAAGAGGGUUUCCCUACCAACCUCACAUCGCUUCAAAUCUCAAAAGCACCUAGAAUUUAUACAUCACUUGUUGAAUGGGGAUUAAACAGACUCACCUCUCUUCAAGAACUCGAAAUCAGUGGUGAAGGAUGCUCAAGUGUCAAGACGUUUCCUGAAGAAGGGAUAGGAAUGACGCUGCCUCCUUCUCUCACAUCUAUCUGCAUUCAAGAUUUUGAGAAUUUGGAAUUCAUGUGCUCCAAGGGCUUUCAACACCUCACCUCUCUUCAAAAAUUGCUCAUUUGCAAUUGUCCUAAGCUCACAUCUCUUCCGGAAAAAGAUACGCUUCUCUCGCUUGAGCAUCUAUGUAUUAGUGGUUGCCCGUUGCUAGACGAAGGGUGCAGUAGGGGUAAAGGACGAGAGUGGUCCAAGAUUGCCCACAUACCUUAUGUUAGACUUAUUAAAAAAGUCAUGCCGAGGGAAUUAGAUUGAAAUUUAAGCAGCAAAAUCUGGCUAAAUUGGCGAAACAUAGUGGAGAACUUCAACUGAUCUGCUUCAGCUUAUUUGAUUUAGUAAAGCGGUUAGUCAACUCUGUGCAACAUUUAUUCAGCAAAUUGAAUGUUCUGUUUUCAUCUGCAUCUUCUAAUGACUAUGCAAGUGCUAUGAAAUAUUUGAGAUUUCAUUGUACUAUUAACCAAUAGUUUUUCAGAAGAACAAGUCUUUUACGUGAUUGUUUGUUGAUCUUUGUGGAUAGAUUUCUGUUAUCGGCAUAAGGAUGUUUUAAAUGAAGCAUUGUUUUUGACUUUUUGGGAUUGUUUGUCACUUGUAAUUUAUUAU